Molecule: messenger RNA, 189 nt
Organism: Hepatospora eriocheir
Lineage: Eukaryota; Fungi; Microsporidia; Hepatosporidae
Source: the annotation of a GenBank genome assembly
AUGGAAAAGUUAACUAAUUUUGAUCGUAUUCAGAUUAUCAUGAUAAAUUUAGACUUAGAAAUAACUGGUGGAAUAGGUGUGGAAUUUAAUAUAAACACAGUUUUUACAUUUUGGGAUUAUGUUAAUACAGUUAUAAAAGAUCUAGAAGUGCAAAUCAUGGAAAAUAAUAAAAACAUAGAUAGUUCUUAA